This is a messenger RNA of Mercenaria mercenaria, 2808 nucleotides long. RefSeq names its product toll-like receptor 3. The transcript is spliced from 2 exons. Lineage: Eukaryota; Metazoa; Mollusca; Bivalvia; Venerida; Veneridae. Bases 218 to 2410 code for a protein of 730 amino acids. Gene Ontology annotation, biological process: immune response; toll-like receptor signaling pathway. Gene Ontology annotation, molecular function: protein binding; transmembrane signaling receptor activity. Gene Ontology annotation, cellular component: membrane. The record is from RefSeq and is a predicted model, not a curated record.
GCAACACCAUCAAAAAUAAAUACUUUAGAAUUAUUUAAACUGAAUUUCAUUUUAAUGUCUUCAGACACUUAAUGCAAGAAGUUUUAAUAUUUGCUUGUGAUUUAAUAAUUGUUUGAUGGAGAUUUCGUACAAGUGUUUUGGUAUCGCACAUAAAUACAUUACUAAUGCAAUUGCGUUAAUUUAAGAUUCAUAGCUGCGACCGGAACAUAUCUAAGAAAUGAUGAUAACAGAAAGACAACGACUCAGUUCCAUGGUGAUUGUAAUGCUGUUAUAUAUAAUGUAUGUAUUUGGGCAAGACAAAAACUGCGUUAUUGAAGAGUCUUUAAUUGUGUGCGAGACCAGACUGCCACAGGUUGUACCAGAUAAUGUCACCAAAGUUAUAAUAAAUGAUUUCGUUCACGGGAAGAUCGACAAUGAAACAUUUCGCCAUAGCAGCUGGGGGUCUGUAAGUUUCCUGGAUAUAACAGUAAACCUCUACAAGAACUUUCUUCUGUAUGAUUUUAACUUCUUUCUCCUGGGGAAUUUAAAGGCACUAGGAAUACAUUCACCUGGCUUAACACUAGGUGUAGAUAAACAGAUUUUAUACGGGCUACCAAAGCUGGAGCUUCUGAAUCUAUCAUCAUGCUAUCAACUUCAGACACACGAUCUAAUCAACCUUUUGAAUAAGAACAUAGGUUUAGAUACAUUAAUUCUCGACCAGACCUCCAUGUUUGAUAAUCGCCGAUUACUUAUGGACAAUGCGUUCUUUGUAUUGAUAUGUGAAACCAAAAUAAGAAAGUUAAGCUUAAGUGGAUGCAAUUUAUUAAUUCAAGGACCCUUAAAUUUCAGUAAUAUAUCGUUUACUUGGAAUAAUGUAAACGUUUCAAAUACCACUAUAACUCGGAAAAAUCUUGAUCUUUCAGAUCUUAUACAACUUACGAAGCUUUUUGCAAAUGUAAAAACAUUAGAUAUGUCGUAUAUUAGUGAUAGAUUUUGGAAUGUAAAUUAUACCAAUGGGAUAGGGUUCUUAGGGUGCAGCGAUCUGUUUUAUAACCUGGAAUAUCUUACCCUUAAUCACAUAUCUUCGAGAAAUAUAAUUAUUAGCAAUUCCUUUGUCGACCUUUCAAAAUGUAAAAUGCGUCUAAAAAGUUUCCAUAUGAAGUCGAAUAAUAUUCACAUUUUAAAUAGAACAACAAUAUGGCAAAACAACACUCGUUUAUUUGAACUCGAUCUAUCUUUUAAUAACAUGGAGUAUUUGUCACCAAGUACUUUUGGAACAGUUUUCACUUUGAAAACCCUUCUUUUGGCUCAUAAUCAUCUCUACCGCAUGGCGCCCUAUAAAGAAUUCAAAGAACUCUUUGUUACAUUCGAAAUUUUACAAUAUCUAGAUUUAUCAUAUAACAACCUGGACUGGCUGCCAUAUGAAAUGUUUGUUAGUAACAAUGAUCUCACAAUUCUACAUCUAUCACAUAACAAAUUGUCUUCAGUAAAUUUCAAAAUUGAGCAUCUAGUAAAGUUGCAAUUUCUAAAUUUAGACAGUAAUAGGAUACUCUAUAUUGACAGCGUUGCACUUGCCAAACUGAUCAGGUUGUCAAUGAAACUUUCAAAAUCUGCAAGAAUAAGUUUCUAUGACAACCCUUUGCUAUGUUGCUGCAAAUCAGAAGAAUUCAUUACAUGGCUCGUAUCAUCAGUUAACUCGAAAUUAUUAAAACAAUAUGAAUGUUCACUUGAUGGUAAUCAUGUUUCCAUCAACAUACAUGCUCUCAGUAGAAUACAAUUUUUGUGUAUUCGUUCCAAAAUAAUCAUAGGGUCAGUUAUAUCAGGUAUUGGAAUUGUCAGUAUUGCAUCUCUGGUAACUUCCGGUCUUGUGUAUAGAAAGCGACAGAGAAGGCGGAAACGAAUGCAAUAUAAUUUCAUCGAGGAAUUCAAAGAUGGAAAUCUGCAUGAAAAGUUUCUGUGUUUUUUGUCAUUCUCGAGCGAGGACGAAGGGAACAGUAUAAAUGAAAUUCGCAGAAAUCUUGGAGGAAGAUUAAAGGAAUUAAUUAUGACAGAGAAAGAAGUUAUGUGUAUAGGUGACAGUAAUUUUAACCCUGGGUUUCCGAUCGUCGAUGAAAUACUACGGUGCAUAUCAGAGAGUUGCGUCGUCGCCUUCAUUGUUUCAAACAGUUUCUGUGAAAGCCAUUGGUGCCAAAUGGAACUUCGAGAAGCGUAUGAGCUUAACAAACCAAUUAUAUUUAUUUGCAAAGAUGAUAUAGACUUGACGAAAAUGGCACCGUUGAUGUUGACUAUAUUCAGAAAUUUUGCCAGAGCGAAAAUUGUUGUUAAGGCUGAUGGGCAAAUUGACAUUAUACCAAGUUAUGAACACAUUUCGGAAUCCAUUAUGCAGAUGGCCGUGGCUCGGUACGAAAACCAGCUUCACAUACACAGUUAGCACUUUUGGUAGUGUGACGUUAAAUUCAACAAAAACACAAAAACGUGAAUGACAGAAAACAUUCUUUUUAAUAUACAUAGUAAACUUCAGAUAACUUUACUUCCAUGUGUUGUAUAUAUGUUUUGUUAUAUAUUGUCUAUUUGAAACUCUUAAAAACUUGCGUGCGUUAUAGUAUUUCUGUUAGAUAUUUGUUUCAUUUUGACGGCAAAUUUCAUUUUUAAAACAUUAACUCGGGACAUUUUGAUUUAAAUGCAAUUAGGUUAAAUUGAGCGCGUUAGUUAUACCUCAUAAAUGCGUCACACACAGUGUCACUAGGGUACUUUUAUAAUAAAUUCAACUCAAUAUACUGUUACAACACUAAAUAAAGUGAAACAUAAUUAUUGUGCCGAUGAGGUAUA